AUGCCCACCCCGCUGGAGAUUGCCGUGGACACCAUGAUUAGAAUCUUCCACCACUGUUCCUGCAAGGAAGGGGACCGGUUCAAGCUGAACAAGGGGGAGCUGAAAAUGCUCCUGCAGCGAGAGCUCACGGAAUUCCUCUCGUGCACAAAGGAUCCCGAGGUGGUUGAUAAGCUAAUGCAGGAUCUGGAUGCCAAUAAGGACAACGAAGUGGAUUUUAAUGAAUUCAUGGUCAUGAUGGCGGCUCUGACGGUUGCUUGUAAUGAUUACUUUGUAGAACAAUUGAAGAAGAAAGGAAAGACAAGUAGUAAGCUAAUCCAAAGGCAGAAAUGUAGCCACAGAAAUAUGUUUACCUACUGUUCAUCUAUACCUUCCAGAUCCAUAGUCAUCGUGAUGCCAUUUAUAGAUAUAAUACACAUGUAA
Messenger RNA from Hippopotamus amphibius kiboko, 420 nucleotides. It is a transcript of the gene S100Z, whose product is annotated as S100 calcium binding protein Z. The record is from RefSeq and is a predicted model, not a curated record. Lineage: Eukaryota; Metazoa; Chordata; Mammalia; Artiodactyla; Hippopotamidae. The coding region runs from base 1 to 420 and encodes 139 amino acids. Gene Ontology annotation, molecular function: calcium ion binding. Gene Ontology annotation, cellular component: cytoplasm. The transcript is spliced from 2 exons.